UCUAUAGUUGAUAUGAGAGGCGGAAUUAAGCGUCUGAGAACACUGUAAAAAAAAAAUACAACCAUAAGAAGAGAUGGCCGAGAAGAAGAAGAAGAAGAUAAUAGCUGGCCGAUAACAUUAUAGGAGAAGACUACCGGCGAUAAGUAAAAUUGAUAAGUGGCGUACAAACUCUAGUAGAAGGCCGGUAGAGAAGAAAGAAGAACCCACAGACAACUUUUUAUCCGAGCCUUCUGUCAUUUCUUCAUAGUCUAUAAUUAUUGAUGUAGCCAGGAUGUGUGGAAGAAACUGUCAUCUGCUUCUCAUGUAAUUCAACGGGCAAUAGUGUGACACUACAGCAGGAUGCCACCCAAGCCAAAGCAAGAAGCCAGUAUCAGCUCCCCCGGGAAUGUCUACCUUGUAUUCUACAAUGUUUUCCUAAGCCUGGGGUGGCUCAUAGUUCUCAUCCAGACCCUUCACCACUUGAUCUAUGAAGGCGGGAGCAUCAAAGGACUAUGGGAGAGCACGAGCACGGUCCUAAAGAUCUUCCAGACACUCGCUAUCAUGGAGGUCAUACAUGCAGCGGUGGGCCUUGUGCCAUCCAGCGUGGCCAUGGUGAUCCCUCAGGUCACCUCCCGCCUCGUCAUCCUCUGGCCCAUCCUCUGCACCGUUGACAAGACUCAUUCCAGCUUUGGUUUGCCAAUGCUGUUGAUUGCCUGGAGUGUGACAGAGGUUAUUAGAUAUGCUUACUACUUCCUCAGCAUUCUCAAGCAUGUUCCUUCCAUUCUCACCUUCCUAAGGUACACCUUGUUCAUCGUGUUGUACCCAGUGGGUGUGACUGGUGAGAUGCUGUGCCUGUAUGCUGCCCUGCCCACUGUGGCCAAGACAAAGGUCUACUCCAUUGCCAUGCCCAAUGCACUCAACUUCACCUUUGAUCUGCACUCAACUCUCAUCAUCUUUGCACUCCUCUAUAUUCCAGUGUUCCCGAUGCUGUACAUGCACAUGUUUGCCCAGAGAAAGAAGGUUUUGGGAGGCAAAUCCAAGAAGGAUUAGGAAGAAUGAUCCGUGCUUCAUGAGCUGGUGGAUCCUUCAAGAUUCUCAGUGAGUAGAAUAAUGUAAAAAAGAAAAAAGAAAAGAAAAAAAAAAGAAAAAAGAAAAGAAAAUGCCUACACAGCUUCUGGGAAAUAGGGUCAAGGAUGAUGAUUCUUGCAAAUCCUAUAAAGUUAAACAUUAACUGAUGGUUGAAAAUACUCAAGAAAUAUUUAGCAAUUGAGCACACAGUUGACUUGCAUGUCAACUCAGAAUGGCUGAAGAAAGAAAACCAUCAAAGCCAAAGAAAAUGAGUCACCAUUUGUGUUCAAGGUCCAUUAUUAAACAAAUGCCAGUA
Eriocheir sinensis (Chinese mitten crab) is the source of this 1363-nucleotide messenger RNA. It is a transcript of the gene Hacd1, whose product is annotated as very-long-chain (3R)-3-hydroxyacyl-CoA dehydratase hpo-8-like. Lineage: Eukaryota; Metazoa; Arthropoda; Malacostraca; Decapoda; Varunidae. Gene Ontology annotation, molecular function: 3-hydroxyacyl-CoA dehydratase activity. Gene Ontology annotation, cellular component: endoplasmic reticulum membrane. The record is from RefSeq and is a predicted model, not a curated record. The transcript has 8 exons. The coding region runs from base 340 to 1029 and encodes 229 amino acids. Gene Ontology annotation, biological process: sphingolipid biosynthetic process; very long-chain fatty acid biosynthetic process; fatty acid elongation.